GCUAAUUUUGGUAAAAGUUUCAUACAUUACAGAUCUCUAACUGAAAAUAGGAAAAGAUAUACCCCCAAGGCCCAAAGAAUACAAAUGGAAAAGUGUCUUGAAUACAUACCAUGGAGCAGUUUUAACUGGUUUGGAAGAGUAAUAUUGAUUUUCUUUGGUACAGCUGGCAUCUUUGUUUCUAGUAUUUCACUAAUUUUAUAUUUUGAUAGUUCAUUUAAUUGUCAUAAUGAGAUCAUAUCAAAGACGAAAGAAAGCUCUUUUUUAAAGAGCAUUGAAUCAAGAUGUUUCAGACAAUACAAAGAUGGUUUAACUUUUAAGUAUGUUGUUUUUCUUAUGGUAGUUUUAAAUUUUGGCAUUGUCUUAUUUUGGAGUAUCGUCUAUGGAUAUUAUGUAAAGCGUCGAGUUGAACAUAAUGAUAAUGACAGUCCAAAAGAAAACAGUAACGAGCAAAGUGAGCCUCUACUUGGGGAAUAUAGCGAAGGAACUCAUCAAUCUGACAACGUUGCAUUUAAUUUUUCUUUAUUUUACAUAUACAUCGUUCAUUUGAUGAUUCGCCUCAUCAUAUUGUCUGUCUUCAUUGGAUUACUUUUCUAUGCCAAGUUUCCAAUCAAAUACUCUUGUAAAAGACGUCCAACUAUGAAAGAAAUUUCCUUGUUACAUCAAACCAUUUCUACCAUUGAUUGUGAAAAUCCCAAUGCUGAUAAAAGUGAAAUCGUCAUUAAUGCUGUUUUAUCUGUCGAUUUCUUUGUAAUAACACUAACAAUUUCAGAGCUGUGUUACUUGACGUAUAAGGCUUUGACUGAUAAGUAUUUUAAAAAAGAGGAUGAAUUUUUUACAGUUUACUUGAAUUUUGUACUGCUUCAAAAACCUAAAAAAUGGUUGGAGGAAAAUAUAAACGAUCUUUACUCAAACAGUGUGUUUGUAAUACACGACAACUUUGGUGAUGAGUUCAAAGAGUGGCGAAAUCUUGAUAAUAUUUAUGUCAACGUCAUACUACAAGCAGAGAGACAGGUAAAGAAUGCUUACCCAGAAACUUUUAAUCGGCAUGAAAUCUUUCAUUCUUACCUCGAAAUGAGGAAUGAUGCAAAAAAACUAACAAGAGUAACUGAGAUUUUUAAGCCAAUCCUCGGUGAGCAGAGCACGUCGUAUCCAAGCUCUAUUUUAGUCAUUGGAAGGCCGGGUAUUGGUAAAACUAUGCUGACUAAAAAACUUAUAUACGAAUGGAAAAAUAAUCGAGACGAAUUUUGGCAAGAUAAACUUGUUAUUUUAGUGAAAUGUCGUGAUCUUGAAACUCGCGACAAUACUCUCGAAGAAAUGUUAAAGCGGUGUGAUGGACUAAAAGAUAAACAUUAUUCUCAAGUUUACGAAUUCAUGAUCACUUAUCCAAAACAAACUGUCAUUAUAAUCGACGGACUCGAUGAAUUAUUUUUAAAUCGUUCAGAGCUCCAUAAAACAAAGAACCCUGUAUUUAAACUAAUAAAAAAGUUAGUUGAAGGUGAAACGCUGUCUGAUGCCAUUGUUCUAGUAACAUCACGACCCACAGCUGAAGAUGCAUAUGGAUGUUUAAAGUUUGACAGGACUGUGGAAAUCUUGGGCUUUUUCGAAGAUCAGAUUAAAGAAUAUGUUGACAAGUUUUGCAAUAAAGACGAGAAUACAGCCAAAAGUAUUUAUGAGCACAUUGAUUCUUCUCUUGAACUUAAAAGUUUGUGUUAUAUUCCUGUGAAUAGCUACAUUGUUUGUCUGACCCUAAAAGAGUGCUUGACAUGUAAGGCUGAAGAUAUUCCAAAGACCAUCACUGAGUUAUAUAACAGAGCAAUCAAAGUCUUGCUAUGGAAGCAUCAUCCACUUUGCACGUCAGGUGAAAUACCAAGAGAAAAUGAUUAUCUUAUAAUUCCUUUGCCGCCGAAGCUUAAGAAAGAUAUAGACAAAAUAAAAGAUAUUGCAGUUCGUGGAAUUAAAGAAGGAAAUUUGAUUUUUGAAAAAAGAAGUAAUAGUGCUUUUCAUGAGGUAGCAAAUUGUGGUAUAUUUCACCGUAUACCAGAUGCAUCACGCUUACAGUACUGUUUCCUACAUUUGACCAUUCAAGAGUUUCUUGCUGCGCAAUGUAUUGUAGACGAAUGGAGCAAAAUUCCACAAUUUUUGGAUAAUAAUGCGUCUGAUCCUAAAUGGCAUUUGGUGAUACAGUUUGUUGCUGGUUUAAUUGGAGACAUGAAGAAAUCUGGCAGCAUAAGAGAUACUAAAACAAUAGAAGAUGUUGAAGAACGACUUAAAAACUGGAUUUCAAACAUAUUUUCACACACUGGAGAUAAAGUUCUUGGUUUUCUUGGAGUAAAGUGCCUAUACGAGUUGCAGGACAAAGAUGUCAUAAGGUCAGCUUGCACAGAGUUAAAGAAUUUUUCUCAACAAACGAAAAUUGAUGGAGUUUCUUUUACGCCUGUUGAUUCAAACGCAUUGUUUGAAUUUCUUCCUCAAUGUGAACACAUAAAAGGUCUUUUUUUUCAUGAUUGCAAGUUUCUUGAUAAUCAUAGCUGUCUUCCGAUAAAAAACUAUUUGUUAAAUAAGGGAGCGAAAAAUUUGAUUCGUUUAAGUUUUUAUAUGUGUGCUUUAGGCAAUUAUUUUUCGAAGCAUCUAAGUGAAGCAUUGAAAAGUGAGAAUUGUAAACUUACUAAGUUGGAAAUGUCAGACAGCAAUAUAGAUGAUGAAGGUGCUAAAUAUCUUAGUGAAGGAUUGAAAAGUGAGAAUUGUAGACUUACUGAAUUGCAUAUUGCAGGUAACAAUAUAGGUGAUGAAGGUGCUAGAUGUCUUAGUAAAGCAUUGAAAAGUGAAAAUUGUAAACUAACUAAAUUGUAUAUUGCGGGUAACAAUAUAGGUGAUGAAGGUGCUAGAUGUCUUAGUGAAGCAUUGAAAAGUGCGAAUUGUAAACUUACUAAUUUGUAUCUUAAUAGUAACACUAUAGGUGAUGAAGGUGCUAAAUAUAUUAGUGAAGGAUUGAAAAGUGAGAAUUGUACACUUACUGAAUUGUAUGUUAAUGGUAAAAAUUUAGGUGAUGAAGGUUUCAGAUAUCUUAGUUAAGCAUUGAAAAGGGAGAAGUGUUAACUUAUUGAACAGUACUUUGACUCGGAUUCGAGCUCUAACUCUUAAUGCAUAUCUAUAACCAAUCCACUUCCUGAUUUAAAGUUUAUUAUAUAAACUUUCAUAUGUUUUAUGAAAAAGUAAGUAAAAAAUUUAUACAUCUUGGACUUUCCUUUUAUAUAAACGUUCCUUGAUUUAAAAACAAUUUUGAAAUGUGUCUACUUAGCUAUAUGUUAAUUUAAUGUUUAGAGUAAAAGUAUAGUUUGAUUUGUAAACAUAUUUGUUAAUUUAUUUGUUUUUUUUUAAUAUUGUUCAACUGUUUUGUUAACCUAUACAACAUUUUUUAAUAUUGCUCAACUGUUUUGUUAAUAUAUACAACAUUUAUUGUAAAGAGUAAGAACUGUAACAAACAAUGAUAAACUUUAAUGAUGUUGUCACUACUUGAUUAUCUUGUGAAAUCUAAGUAAUAAUCAUGAACAAACGAAAGUACUCAGUAAAAAGUCCUUUUGAAUCGAAAUAUUUAUAAACGUAUUCGCACUAUUAAUCAUACAAAUCAUUCGAAGAGUAGAAAGUUUAAGACAAAACCUCUUUGAAGGUCAUCAUUGUACUAAAAUGUAGUUUUCAUACAUUUCUAUAUAAGUGUGACUGACAACAAAAAUUCUUCUAAAAAAUUAGUCAUCUUUAAUAUAAGUUUAUUGCAUGUACGUAUUAUAUGAAAAUGAAAAUAUUUAUAGUGUUUUAAUUAUAUAUCAUCAGGUUUUGGUUGGUCAA
Xenia sp. Carnegie-2017 is the source of this 3843-nucleotide messenger RNA. Its product is annotated as NACHT, LRR and PYD domains-containing protein 12-like. The coding region runs from base 85 to 3072 and encodes 995 amino acids. NCBI's taxonomy places the organism in Eukaryota, Metazoa, Cnidaria, Anthozoa, Malacalcyonacea, Xeniidae. The record is from RefSeq and is a predicted model, not a curated record. Gene Ontology annotation, molecular function: protein binding. The transcript is spliced from 4 exons.